Neoarius graeffei (lesser salmon catfish) is the source of this 3611-nucleotide messenger RNA. It is a transcript of the gene tlnrd1, whose product is annotated as talin rod domain containing 1. Bases 1958 to 3025 code for a protein of 355 amino acids. The record is from RefSeq and is a predicted model, not a curated record. The transcript has a single exon. Gene Ontology annotation, molecular function: actin binding. NCBI's taxonomy places the organism in Eukaryota, Metazoa, Chordata, Actinopteri, Siluriformes, Ariidae.
AAAGGCUAUGCUAGGCUAAAACGAACGAUAAACUAUCAGUGCUUAUGUGUGAACUGGGACAUAACGGCAAGUUUGGCUUGAAUAGCCUGCUUGUUGUCCAGAGUACAAAUCUGUGGCGACUUUAAAGGCUGGAGAAGUGGAACAAAUGCAAAAAGGACGAGAAGCUGGAGGCGCUAGCUAGCGGUGCGUUUCGGGUGUAAUGUUGCUCUUACGCCGGUAGUCGGGGCCUCGGGAAAUGAAGGCUUUAGUGUGGAAAUGAACCAACUUUACAAACUGAAGACGAAUUUUCAUCAUCAUCACCCGGACGAGAGAAAGUUUAUCAUUUGAAGGAAGCGUCUUUGGGAACAUGGGAGUAUUUUCGGUAUAAAACUUUUUUUUUCUGAGGAAAACAUAAUGGACGCUUAUUCAGAAAAAAAAACCGUUGCAGUUUUGAAAGAAGCUCUGCCUCGCGCGCCGUGUUUCUGUUUCCCAACUGAAGCGCAGCCGCACCCUCUGACGGAUUAGCCAACAAGCUAGCUCCAGUUUUUCCCACACAAAACUCGCCUUUCUCUGAGAAAUACAGCUUCGUUUUAGAAAGAAACCUGUUCAUUUCGAAAGAAACCGGCUGUUAUCCCUCAAACGCCUUGUUUCCCAUUUAAAGUAAAAGCCGCACCCUCUCUAGUUUGCUUCCUCAUACAGACAGAGACCCCACACACACAGAUAACACAACAGAAAGCUGGAAUAAACCUCAUCUUGGUUCUCCUGAAACACCGCUGGAUGGUGAAUGGGUUAGACGAUUAACAGGAUUUUUUUUCUUUUUGUGUGGUUUAAAACAGAUUUACAUGAGAUGUGUACCAACAGGAAAGCCCAGCAGCGUGUGUGCCGGAUGGUGCCAUGGUUCCCAUGCUUUUUGCUGACAGAAAGGUGCAUGAGAAAUGGACAGUAAUGCAUAACGGACCCGGGCUUCAGCAAGAACUGUCCAACAUCACUGGGUUACGAGCAAACAGGAAGAGGUUAAAAGCUGAGGGAAGUCAAACCCUGGUUUCUUGGAGGUUGAAAGUCCAGCCUGGUGCUUUUUUUGGAGUCUUUACACAGCAGGCGUUGUGGGAUGAUGGUGCUGAAAGUGGAGGAGCAUCACAGAGAGCUUAAUUCAGACUGCCGCUGUGUUACAGCCAUGACCCUCAGAGGCACUUUCCACUGGAGGAUCAAAAUUAACAAUGGCUCAUCUGGUUUUAGUCAUUCGGUGGAUUUCAUUUGGCCUCCUGCAACCACGAGAAGGGCAAGGACCUAUCAACGCCCGUCUGCUUGACAUGAAUUAACAAAAAAAAAAACUGACAUAACUGGGGCAAUAGUUUCUUCACACCCUCAGAUUCAGUAUAGAAAGUGUUUUCGAUGAGGAGGUGUAUGUUGGUUGUCUGGAAUCAGCUGGCACUUUGACUUCAUUGUAUGGCACUGCAGCAAGUGUAUGAUUUUUUUUUUUGGUGUCUGUAUGUAUGUAUAUUUGUGUGUGUGUGUUUUGUUGGACCUAGAUAGAUGAAAAACAACCUGUGAAAUGUCAAAUGUACCCAUGAUGUGAUUUUGUGUAAUGUGCACAAUUAAGGUCAAAUUACAUAAACAUUAAGGAGUUCAGCAUAAUUAUAUUGAAGGGAUUUUAAAUGUAGCCUUGUUUUUGACCUCAUUCACUCAUAUUUUUUUUUUUGUAUGCCAGAACACAAUUUCCCUGAGUGAAGUUGCAUUAUCCUGUAUUUCUCCGAUUUUGAAAGCGUUUACUGAAAUAAUUUGUUCACAUCGAAAGCAGUGGAUGUUCGUAUAUUUUCUGAAGGACAACACUUUUUUUGGCCAGUUUCUCAGAGAAGGUGUGGUAUUAUUUCUGAAGACAUUUGUCCUGUAAGUUAUGAGUUUGUACUGUGGAAUGUGUGGUGUAAUCUAUAUAUUGUACAAGAAAGAAAAUCCAGAAUAUUAGCUUGACCACCAUACUAUGGCUAGUAGUGGCUCGGGAAAGUCAGACAGCGAGGUUCCAACGUCCAACAUCCCGAGUGGCAGCUUGCAGCAGCGGAAAAGACUCUCGUCUGUUUGUGACGCAUGCAAAAGCAAGAUGCAGCUGGUGGCGGAUUUGCUUCUGCUGUCCAGUGAGACGAGGCCAGUGAUGACCGUGGAUGGUGUGCCAGUGGCAGAGACUUUUGAGAAGUGUCGGGAUACAGUGAUCGCUAGGACGAAGGAGCUGUCUAUCAUCACUCAUGAUAUUCAGAGCCAGCUUAACAUGGGGAAAUUUACAGAGGUCGGGGAGCGGUUAGUGGAAAUGGGCAAUCUGGUGGUGUCUCUAACAGAGUUUUCAGCUCACGCCGCAUACCUGGCGGCGGUGGAGGCACCAGGUUCACUUGCCGCCGUUCCUGGAUUGGUGGAUCGCUACAAAGUGACACGAUGCCGUCAUGAGGUGGAUCAAACAUGCUCUGUCCUGCGCAUAACCCCACUUCCUGAUUUAACUCCCCAACUCCUCCUGGAAGUUUCCCAGAACAUCCGGAGGAACCUGACCACUCUCACAGAGGCCUCGUCUCUGGCUAGUGAGAAAUCCAAGGACAGGUUUGCCAAAGAGCAGUUCAAAGCCAGUGUAAAGUGCAUGAGCACGAGCGCCACCGCACUUCUCGCCUGUGUCAAGGAAGUAAAGACGAGCCCAAGUGAGCUGACGCGUAAUCGAUGUGUGCUUUUCAGUGGGCCGCUGGUUCAGGCCGUGAACGCAUUGGUGGGAUUCGCCACUGAGCCUCAGUUCCUGGGCAAACCGGCUAACGUUAGCGCAGAUGGUAAAGCAGUGCAGACGGCUGUACUGGGAGGCGCCAUGAGCGUAGUUUCAGCUUGCGUUCUGCUCACGCAGGGUCUCCGGGACGUAUCCCAGCACGCCGAGAACAGCACCCAAAUGCCUACGUACCGUGAAAGGCUGCGCCAGUCAGCUUGUGCAGUCUCUGAUGGAUGUACGUUGCUCUCACAAGCGCUCAGGGAACGAUCCUCGCCCAGGACUCUACCACCGGUCAACUCACAUUCUGUGAAUUAAAACGAAACCCGUUACAGAUAUUUUUUUUUCAACGUACCAAAGAGACUAAUAUGCUUUAACCCCAUGUUGUGUGAUCUCAUUGAGCGAAUGUAGUGAAUUUGUACAAAUAUCUGUUCAACUAUUCCUGUGCAACCAAGAUGGCAGUUGUUUUUUUUUUUGCACUGGAUGUAAUAAAAAAAAAAAAUCCUAGCCGAAACUGACAUCACAACAUAUUUCUAACUUGUGUUCACUCACUGGUAGCCACAGAUGUUGUGGUGAUUCUGUAUGUUGGACUGAAAAUUGUCAAAUUAAAAGAAAACUAGUGGAAAGUUUACCUCAGUUUUAGUGUCUGAGUGCAGCAGACAGAGUAAUGGUUGUAGUCAGAUGUGUGAUGGAUGUUAUUAAGAAGUGCAGUGAGGGUCGGAUGCAUGUUCAUGCUUUGUAUUCCAAUUUGUGAAUCUUUUGGAUGGAUUAAAGCUGCUGUGAGUGUGUGCCAUAGGUUUUACACUAUUUACCAGAAUUACAAUAGCAUUUUUUUCCUGGAUCAUGCAUGUACUGGAGUAUUUAUUUACAACUUAUUAAAAAAAAAAGUUGGUUCUUAUACAAA